Molecule: messenger RNA, 3033 nt
Organism: Pteronotus mesoamericanus
Lineage: Eukaryota; Metazoa; Chordata; Mammalia; Chiroptera; Mormoopidae
Gene: CAGE1
Product: cancer antigen 1
Exons: 15
Coding region: 1-3012 (1003 amino acids)
Source: RefSeq, a predicted model, not a curated record
AUGACGGAACACGCAGAGGUUCAGCGCCACCGGAAGACGCUCACCCUGAGCUGGGCCAGGAACCACACACAGUGUGUUCAAUUUCACGACCUCUCCACGGAUGUCCGCCUCGCAAACCGCUCUGAAGGCCCCUUGCCAAAUGCGCGCGCCACGUGCUUUAAGGAAUUAAAACCGACAGCCCCGGUACUGCGGAUCCCGCUUUACCGGAAGCCCCGCCCUCACCGGGGCUUGGUCGACAGGAAGUCCCGCUUUGCCUUGGCUCAGACCCUGGAGCUUGCGUCCGACGAAGGACGCGCCCACCAGCCCACAGUUUCUUCGGCUUGGGAUCUCAUACCCAUCAUUCUCUACGCCGCCGACAAACUUCGAAGCCCCCUAGCCAGCGCUCUCUCGGGGCGCGGAGGCGUGGCGUGCACCGUUUCCCCCCGAGAUUGGCUGGCGCUGGCGCUGGCGGCAUUGCCUUCAGAUCCUGUAUAUUUUGAAGUGGCUGCUUCUCAUGAAAAAUUAGGAAGCAUAUCAGAAGCAGAUACUAUGAAUAUCAGCAGUCUUUCUCAAGAAUUAAUUCACGAAAACUCUCCCUUCUACAUGGAAACCAGCAGUACUACUUCAGUCUUGCCUCAGAAUGAAAUAAAGACUUUAAAAAGGGAAAAUGAGUCUAAACUCACACUUUCUGAGGAAAUUUAUAGCACACUAGAUGGUUUGAUAGGUGAUGUGAACAAUGAAAAUUAUUCACAAGAUAUGCUAACUGGGCCCAUUGACACCAGCAUUUCUUCCUUCAGACAAUGUGAACCAAUUUUCAAAUUUCAUCAGACGAAAGCAUUUAAUGAUGAAAUUAUAAUGUUUCAAAACAUGACAGGUGGCAUACCUUACACAGAGAAGCCAGAAGAAAUGCAAAGUCAUGUAUAUAAUUAUGCAAAAGACAACAAUAUAAAGGAAGAUUCAAUUAAGGAAGAAAAUUCAGUGGAAACUAGCACUUCCACAAACGAAGACCAAGUUGCUGAUGAAUGUGUCAGGCAACUUCCUAAAAGCCCACCUGUAAUCCACUGCAGUAGGGAGACACUGAAAUUCACGGACAUGUCACUGGCUAAAAAUUCUGCCCAGGACUCUGCCCUCAACCCUUGUCAACCUGAAAGCUUCUUGUGUAAAGAAUGUGCUUCAGUUUCUUCAGAAGGGAUACAGAAUUCUGGGGAGAUUCCUGAGAUGUCAGUCAGUCACCAAAAGGAAGUCACAGUGGAGGACAUGGAGAGUCUAGGGAUUGUGUCAACUUGUUCUCAUGCAGGCAUUUUUUGGAGUGGUGGAGCAUCUCGGGAGGACAGCAAGACACCUGACACAGAGCAAAGCUUGGAAAGCUUACAACCUCUGGAGGAGGAUAUGGCUUUAAAUGAAGUCUUGCAGAAAUUAAAACAUACUAACAAAAAGCAGCAAACUCUGAUCCAAAACCUACAGUGUACUAACAUGUACUUAGAGAAGAAGGUUGAAGAACUACUGGUGAAGACUAACAAGCAGCACAUGUUUGUUGAUAUCAUAAAUAAGCUAAAGGAGAAUGUCGAAGCAUUAAUUGAAGACAAAUAUAGAGUAAUGAUAGAGAAGAAUGAAACUGACAAGACAUUGCAGAAUUUGCAUGACAUUUUAACUAACACCCAAAAACAUCUUCAGGAAUCUAGAAAAGAAAAGGAAAUCUUACAGGAAGAGCUUAAGAGGAUCAAGGGAAAUUAUGUUUGUCUACAGGAAAGGUACAUAACUGAAAUGCAACAAAAAACCAAAACUGUUAGUCAGUGCAUAGAGAUGGGCAAAGCCUUAAGCAAGAAAGAAGAAGAGGUAGAGAGACUGCAGCAACUCAAAAGAGAAUUGGAAAAUGCCACCAGUUCUGCUUUGGGCUUAUUGAAAAGGGAAAAAGAGACCCGAGAACAAGAGUUCCUGUCUUUACAGGAAGAAUUUCAGAAACAUGAAAAGGAAAACCUGGAAGAAAGACAGAAACUGAAAUGUAGACUUGAGAAAUUAGUAGCGCAAUUUAAAAAUGUGCAAUUCAUGUCUGAAAGUGAAAGGGCCAAGAAUACAAAACUUGAGCAGAAGAUCAACGAAGUAAAAAAUGAAAAUGCAAAACUUCAGCAGCAGGUUGCAAGGAGUGAGGAGCAAAAUUAUGUCCCUAAAUUUGAGAUUGCCCAGUUAAAGGAGCAUUUAGAGGAAGUAAUGAAGUCAAAUAUCACAAAGGAUGCAAAGAUGAUACAUUCUAAUUUGUUCCUGAAUUACUUACCUUGUGAAGAAGAAAGCAUGAAUCCCUCAGACAUGAAAAGGACUUUCCAGCCAGCCUUCAAAAUUCACAAUCUUCUGGCUCUGAUGACAAGAUUUAUCACAUGCCAGGACAUCAGCAAUCUCGAUGCUGAACAUUUCAAAGAGAGUGAGAAAGUUAGUGAUACAAUGCUGCAAAAAUUGAAGAGUUUCCAUCUUAAAAAGAAAAAUUUAGAUGAAGAGCUACAGAAACAUAAAGACAGAAUCACAACUUUUAGGGAGUUAAUUGCUAAUGAAAAAGCAUUUCAAGAUCAGGCUGUUGACGUUACAGACUUCGAUUCAAAUGAAACCAAGAGUGUGAAUUCAAAUGAAGUCAGAGAUGUACCUACCUUAUUGGGAGCCAAACUGGAUAAGUACCACAGUCUAAAUGAAGAGCUUAAUAUCUUGAUUGCAAAACUGGGAAAUCUUCUAGAGUCAAAAGAAGACCACUGCACCAGACUCGUUAAAGAAAAUGACAAGUAUCAAAGACAUUUAGGCAAUUUAAUAAAUAAGAUUACAUCUUAUGAAGAAAUUAUUGAAUGUGCUGAUCAACGGCUCAAGAGAUCUCACUCCCAGAUUGCACAUUUAGAAGAGAGAAAUAAACAUUUGGAAGAUUUAAUUAAGAGGCCCAGAGAUAGAGCCAGAAAAGCAAGACCAAGAAGAUUAGAAAAUCAUCCAAAAUUCAUGACCAUGAUGCCAGAUAUGUUAGAAGGAAAUAAAAAUGAUUUAAACAGGACUGAAGAUUAAACAUUAAUCAUUUUUGUCACC